AUGGUGAUAGGGCCGCUGUCAGAGGGGCUCACAUGCGUCGUUGGCCCAAACGGCACUGGCAAGAGUAUCGUGGGCGAGGCGAUUGCGUUCACGUUGGGAGGCGCCAAGCGCAUGCUGCGCGCCAAGAGCCUGGUGUCGCUCAUAAACGAGACCGCCGCACUUGAGGACGCUGCGGCUAGGGCGCAGGCCCAGCUACAGGAGCUCCUGAGGCCGCUGGGCAUUCAGCCUGACGCGGUCGACAGGUUGGAUGAUGGUUUCAUGGAUGCCUGA
Monoraphidium neglectum is the source of this 270-nucleotide messenger RNA. RefSeq lists its product as hypothetical. Bases 1 to 270 code for a protein of 89 amino acids. The transcript is spliced from 4 exons. The record is from RefSeq and is a predicted model, not a curated record. Lineage: Eukaryota; Viridiplantae; Chlorophyta; Chlorophyceae; Sphaeropleales; Selenastraceae.